Messenger RNA from Neodiprion virginianus, 1331 nucleotides. RefSeq names its product serine/threonine-protein kinase tousled-like 2. Gene Ontology annotation, cellular component: nucleus. Lineage: Eukaryota; Metazoa; Arthropoda; Insecta; Hymenoptera; Diprionidae. Gene Ontology annotation, biological process: intracellular signal transduction; chromosome segregation; peptidyl-serine phosphorylation. Gene Ontology annotation, molecular function: protein serine/threonine kinase activity; ATP binding. The record is from RefSeq and is a predicted model, not a curated record.
CGCUGUCGCCGCAGCAAUUGUUGUCGCCUCAAGUAACGACACCGAAUUCUUCGGUGGCGGAAUUUUCGUCGUUGAUGCAGCCACCGCGACCCCAUCCACAGCCUCCACCUCCCCCUCCGCCAGCCUCUACACAACCUGCAAGCUCGAUGGGCAGCAAGCAGGUGCAGACGGAGCUCACUUGCCAGAGGAUACAGGAAUUUGAAACACAAGCGUCUUCAGAUCUGGAGUUACGUAAUAAUAAAAUUGACGAAUUGAACCGAACAACAGAGGAACUUAGGCAUCAAAUGGCUAAUCAGCAGAAAGUGAUUGAGCAGCACAAAUCGCAUAUAAAUAAGUGUAUAGACGUUGUAAAGAAGUUAUUAAAAGAAAAAUCAAACAUAGAAAAAAAAGAAGCUAGACAAAAGUGCAUGCAAAAUAGACUGAGGCUAGGUCAGUUUGUGACUCAGAGGGUAGGAGCAACUUUUCAAGAAAAUUGGACGGACGGAUACGCUUUUCAAGAAUUGGCGCGACGGCAAGAAGAAAUAACGUUGGAAAGAGAAGAAAUUGAUAAGCAGAAGAAAUUGCUUCAAAAAAGGCCAUCUAAUAGUGAGACGGGACGGAAACGGAGCCAACCUCAACCUUCUUUGCAUAAUGGUACCGAAGCUACGUUUCUAAAGCCGGACGCUGUGCCAGGAUCGUAUACGUGGCAGGAAUACUACGAGGCUGAUGAAAUACUCAAGCUGAGGCAAAGUGCACUGAAGAAAGAAGACGCAGAUCUGCAACUCGAGAUGGAGAAGCUUGAACGAGAACGUAACUUGCAUAUUAGAGAACUGAAACGUAUACACAACGAGGACCAAUCGCGCUUCAACUCUCAUCCUGUACUCAACGAGCGAUACCUUUUACUCAUGCUAUUAGGCAAAGGCGGCUUUAGCGAAGUCCAUAAGGCAUUUGAUCUGAAGGAACAACGCUACGUAGCGUGCAAGGUACAUCAACUUAAUAAAGACUGGAAAGAAGACAAAAAAGCUAACUAUAUAAAGCACGCGCUGCGGGAAUACAAUAUACACAAGGCACUAGAUCAUCCACGUGUUGUUAAAUUGUACGACGUGUUUGAGAUUGAUGCCAACUCGUUCUGUACAGUGUUAGAGUACUGUGAUGGUCAUGAUUUAGGCUUCUGCCUCAAACAGCAUAAAACUAUACCGGAGAGGGAAGCGAAAUCAAUUGUCAUGCAGGUUGUUUCUGCACUGAAGUACCUCAACGAAAUAAAACCACCUGUCAUUCACUACGACUUGAAACCAGAAAAUAUUUUAUUGACCGAAGGAAACGUGUGUGGCGAAAUUGAAAUAAACACAGAG